Messenger RNA from Salarias fasciatus (jewelled blenny), 540 nucleotides. RefSeq names its product NACHT and WD repeat domain-containing protein 2-like. NCBI's taxonomy places the organism in Eukaryota, Metazoa, Chordata, Actinopteri, Blenniiformes, Blenniidae. The transcript has 4 exons. The coding region runs from base 97 to 540 and encodes 147 amino acids. The record is from RefSeq and is a predicted model, not a curated record.
UCUCCCGACGCUGCCUCUCGGUCACGGCGACUCUGAUGGGCGUUCUUACCCUCCUUUUACCGCCUUCGACGCUCGGAUAUUCUCGCAAGCCACGAAAUGAAGCGAAUGAAUCCACGCUGGAAGUCGCCCCCCAUGUGGCCGUCGGGAGUGGGGAGCAGGCAGCCCUGCCCGCGGGAGUCGGCGCUGCGCAGGGCGGCCGUCAGCGGCAACAUCAACGCCCUGCCGCCGCACCACGUCCCCACCGGCCGCAGCGUCCGGGUCUUCAUCUGUGCCAACCCCGACGACACAGAGGCAGAGCGGAACGCACUGAAGGAGCACGUCUACCCCAAACUACGAGACUUCUGCAGGGAGAACUAUGGGAUUGAAUUCCAGGUGAGCGGCUGCCUUUUUGCUUUGAUUUACCGUAUGGAGCGUUUCACCCUCCUGCCGCUUCCCAGACUUGGCUGCACGGUGCCGGGAGGCGCCGCCGCCCCCCACCCCCGGGCGGCACCGUGCAGAGGUUCCUGUCCCUUUAAGCGGACAGAAGGCCAGCAGAGAUAA